This is a messenger RNA of Phlebotomus argentipes, 905 nucleotides long. RefSeq names its product homeobox protein bagpipe (gene bap). The transcript is spliced from 3 exons. NCBI's taxonomy places the organism in Eukaryota, Metazoa, Arthropoda, Insecta, Diptera, Psychodidae. The record is from RefSeq and is a predicted model, not a curated record. Bases 5 to 853 code for a protein of 282 amino acids. Gene Ontology annotation, cellular component: nucleus. Gene Ontology annotation, biological process: cell differentiation; regulation of transcription by RNA polymerase II. Gene Ontology annotation, molecular function: RNA polymerase II cis-regulatory region sequence-specific DNA binding; DNA-binding transcription factor activity, RNA polymerase II-specific.
GCAGAUGAAACUCCUGGACGGCCGGAUGGGACGCUUCGGCGGCAGAAUGGACUCACCGCUCGAUAUGAGACGCUGCCCGGCCACAGAUUCAGAUGGAGACUCGCCACCGCCUCAGUUCAACAUGGGCCUGCAUCUGGAGGACAAUCUCACCACGAGUCGCAAGAAGAGGUCUCGGGCGGCCUUCAGUCACGCCCAGGUGUUUGAGCUGGAGAGGAGAUUCGCCCAGCAGCGCUACUUGUCCGGCCCCGAGCGAUCCGAGCUGGCCAAGAACCUGCGACUCACGGAGACGCAGGUGAAGAUCUGGUUCCAGAACCGACGGUACAAGACCAAGCGGAAACAGAUUCAGCAACACGAGGCGGCCGUGCUCAAUGCCACCAAGAGAGUUCCUGUGCAGGUUCUCGUGCGCGAGGACGGAUCCUACGGACACAUGCUCGUCGGGAACGGCCAAUUGACGGGAACUCAGCCUCACUUUGCUGGCGGACUCGAUCCGGCUCUCGUCAAUAUGUACAGACAUCAGAUUCAGAUGGCGUACGGAAUGCCAAUUCCUCCAGUUCCAUUUCCCUACUUCUAUCCAUCGAAAUUGAGCGCAUCAGGAGCGGCUCUUGAGCAGCACAAGUUAUCAAUGAGGCUCUUUGACAAGCAUCACGAACACAUUUUGAAUUACUCAAAGCGCGACGACGGGCGCCAAUCCGGGUCGGCGACGCUGCCGCAGGAGCAGGAAUCUGGCCAGCGGAGUGACAAACAGCCUCGGAAGACGUCGAACAUCGAAGAGAUGGACGUUGAGGCUGACAAGACGAAAGCCAGUGAGGCCACGGAGGCUCCGGAGGAGUGUGAGAACGUGGAGAUUGACUAGGCGAGUCCUCAAGAAUUCAUUGUUUUAGAGUGUGCUGCUAAUAAAAUUGACG